This is a messenger RNA of Ruditapes philippinarum (Manila clam), 2195 nucleotides long. RefSeq lists its product as uncharacterized. NCBI's taxonomy places the organism in Eukaryota, Metazoa, Mollusca, Bivalvia, Venerida, Veneridae. The coding region runs from base 79 to 1218 and encodes 379 amino acids. The transcript has 4 exons. The record is from RefSeq and is a predicted model, not a curated record.
AAAAAUAACACACAAAUCUAUAAUAAUCUAUAGACAUUCUUUUACAAAUAUUUAAAAAAAGGAAGAGCAAAAGACGGAAUGGACUUAAAAUAUUUUCUUCUUAACGGACAUAUUUUGAUUUUACUAGCACACGUGAUUUUUGGCGGUGAUCCGACAUGUCCGAGCAACAUCAAGACGUGUUACAACUGCGCCGUUGUACCAGGUUGUGCACAAAAUGAAUACAAUAACAUUUCCGAGGAGGAUUGCCUGCUAGAGCUCACAAAUCAUGUAACUAUAUGGUCGGUAGAAUAUGUCUAUUCAACGGGAUAUUGUCGACAGAGCAAUUGCGGAGAUAUUGAAAUUGAAUACAAAGCUGGAUCGGUUAUUCAUCGAAAAACUUGUGACACUUCCGCAUGUGCAGAUUACACGCUCACUAAAACAAACUAUACUACGGUAUCAGCAUUGGAAACCACUUUCUUUAGUGAUAACGGCCCAAAAAUGAGGGAAUGUUUGGCUCACUGUCUGUUAAGCAGCUCGGGAUGUACAAUAUCGUAUGAAUCUGUCGACAAAGUGUGUAAUGUGUACACCGAUUGUCAGAAUAAUUGUAGUAUGGAACCAGCCACAGAAACUUUUAGCGUUUAUAAGAAGUAUUGCGGAAACCAGCUUACAGGUACGAUGUCUACAGCAAUGACUACACCAACGACGCCAACAACAACGAAAGCGAUUACAUCACCAACACCAUCAUCAUCACCAUCGUCUCCAUCAUCAUCACCAUCAUCUCCAUCAUCACCAUCAUCAUCAUCGUCGUCGCCAUCAUCAUCAUCAUCAUCAUCAACUUCACCAACAACAGCUUCGUCGGUAACAACACCAACAUCAAAGACCACAUCGACAGCUUCGUUGACCACAACAAGUAUACGUGCCCCAUUACCAAAGCUGUUUAUUGCACCGUGUAUUUGCUACUUUAAUAAAACAUUUGUUAACAUGACGAAAGAAGAAAUUAUCACACUACUUGUAAACGAUAUUAAAAUUGACGAAAAAUCAACUUCACUUCAACAAUCAAAGUCAAAGUGUGCCUCUGACUUAAGAACUUCCUCAAAAGUAAUGGGAAGUGUAGCUAUAAUAGUCCUAUGUUCUUUAGGAAGUUUUGUGUUAUGUCUGGAUUUACUUACCUUAGGAAAAAGGCUACGGCCAAAGAUAAAAGGCAAGCGUAGCAAACCGUCUCGAAAAAAGAAAACAUAGGUUAACAUUUUGUUUGUAGGUUGUUUGGUAGUAAUAAGGUCAUUGCUAAUAUAUAAUAUGUGUUUGAAAAGAAAAACGAUUGUAUAAAUGAUAACUUAAUAAUUUAUUGCUUCUUUUGCAUACAAUACGGUGUAUUGAUCAUUUAUAUUAGUUGAAAAUGACGUCAUUCUAGCGCCUAGAAUGAUUAAUUGAGCACUGAUGUAAACACAAUACAAUCCAGUCUAAUGACGUAAGUUUUGUAUUGUUGAAAACUUGAUAAAAUAACUUUUUUUCUUAUUAUUUGUUUUGCUUAAGCUUAUCUUAGCAACAGCAGGUUGCGAAUUCAAACAGGGUUGUACGAAAAUCGACAUAAGUAGUCUCCGUUGAAAAAAUAGCAUAAGUGAUCUUCUCCUCAUUUUUCUUUAUUGGCCUUAGGGCCUUCGUGCUUAAUUUCUACUCAUUAAAACUCCAAACCGGUGUUUAAUAGUCGAUAAACACCGAUCGGACCGAUAUUAUGUUUUUAAUUUUGAUAUUCCGGAACAUUUGACAUUCUCUUUAUUUUAAUACUUUGAAAAGUUAUAAAUUUAAAAAAUAGGUAAUCUUAAGCAUUGUGCCAUUUUAUUACACUUGACAUAUAUAAUUAAAUGUCAAUACAUUUGACUAUUUUUCUUUAAUUUGUUAUUUCAAACAUUUGAUAUUUCAAUGUAUUUGACAAUUCAAAACAGUGAAAUUUUAACACACCAUUGGUAUGUCAUGUUGUAUGUAUGAAUUAGAGCGUUUAUCAUUUUCUCUGCUAUGUAUUUUGUAUUCUAAAAUAGGAUAACGAUAUAUUUCUCCUCUUGCACUUUUGUUCAUAUGUUUAAAUAUGUAGAAGCAAAUCCAGUCUUUGCAGCCAGGAGAGGGGGUCUCUAAAAUAUUUAUAUGACAAACAUGUACCUAAAUGUUUAUAUUAAUUACGCAUUUCUAGGAAAAUCAACAGCAGGUUUUGUUUAUAUGAC